This is a messenger RNA of Peromyscus californicus insignis, 1357 nucleotides long. It is a transcript of the gene Naxd, whose product is annotated as NAD(P)HX dehydratase. The record is from RefSeq and is a predicted model, not a curated record. The coding region runs from base 1 to 1107 and encodes 368 amino acids. The transcript is spliced from 10 exons. Lineage: Eukaryota; Metazoa; Chordata; Mammalia; Rodentia; Cricetidae. Gene Ontology annotation, molecular function: ATP-dependent NAD(P)H-hydrate dehydratase activity. Gene Ontology annotation, biological process: metabolite repair.
AUGGGUGUCCACUGUGUGGCAAUCGGCGCCUGCGGGCGAGGUAAGAUCGAUACCGGCGUCCCGCCGAUGGCCGUUCGCGCUUGUGGGGCUGCGGCGGCCGGGGCGGCCGUGGCGGCGCUGCUCUCGGCCGCGAUCGCGCUCCACUGGCCGCCGCUCCACGCAGUUUUACAAAGAGCGUUCUCCCUCCACCCAGCACACUCGACAAAGGACAUGGAGAAUUUUUUCCAGUUGGUGAGAAACAUUGUGCCUGCUCUGACCUCGAAGAAGCACAAGGGGCAGGACGGAAGAAUAGGCAUAAUCGGGGGCUGUCAAGAGUACACAGGAGCACCAUAUUUUGCAGGAAUCACAGCUCUGAAAGUGGGUGCAGAUCUGACUCACGUGUUCUGUGCCAAGGAGGCUGCGCCUGUGAUCAAGUCCUACAGCCCAGAGCUGAUCGUCCACCCAGUCCUUGACAGUUCCGGUGCUGUUGAGGAGGUGGAGAAAUGGCUCCCCAGGCUGCAUGCCCUUGUUGUGGGACCUGGCCUAGGUAGGGACAACUUUCUUCUCAACAAUGUCAGGGGCAUUUUGGAAGCAUCCAAGGCCAGGGACAUCCCUGUUGUCAUCGACGCGGAUGGCCUGUGGCUGGUAGCUCAACAGCCAGCCCUCAUCCGCGGUUACCAGAAGGCCGUCCUCACCCCCAACCGUGUGGAGUUCAGCAGGCUCUGGGAAGCUGUGUUCAGCAGUCCGAUGGACACCACAAACCAGAGUGACUCCGUUCUGAAGCUCAGCCAGGCCCUGGGGAACAUCACAGUGGUCCAGAAAGGAGAACAAGACCUGAUCUCCAAUGGUCAGCAGGUGCUUGUGUGCAGCCAGGAAGGCAGCGGCCGCAGGUGUGGUGGGCAAGGAGACCUCCUGUCGGGCUCCCUGGGUGUCUUGGUGCACUGGGCCCUCCUGGCUGGACCAGAGAAGACAAAUGGCUCCAGCCCACUGCUGGUGGCUGCCUGGGGUGCUUGCACGCUCACAAGGGAGUGUAAUCAUCAGGCCUUCCAGAAGUACGGCCGCUCCACCACCACUACCGACAUGAUCGCCGAGGUAGGAACGACCUUCAGCAAGCUCUUCACGACCUGAGCCAGUGCAGACUGAGGGGUGCCACAGACUGUCCUCCAUGUACGGGCCGUGGGCUCAGCUGCACACAGCUAAACUAGCUGACAGAGGAUUCAGGACAUAGCUGUCGUCUAUCCUAAAAUAGAGUUGAUAUGUUCUGACACUAAUCUGGUCUUGUGCGGUUUUCUUGGCUUCUCAGCAGUAGCUGAGGAGAAAAUCAGAAUAAAAAUCCUCCCAGCAGCCCGAAUGGAUCAGGGCCUGCUCUAAGACAGGA